CCAAGACAAGCCUCUUGACUGGAACUUGCAAAUAGUUAUAAAGGGGCUGAGUGAAUCAAUUAACUCCAUGGUUUUCAUGGAUACCUCUUCAUAAGUUUCUUUCUUUUAAACACGUGUCUCCUCUGAUUCUGUGGAGAUGAAAAUCGACAUCCAUACCCAUAUUCUACCAAAAGAAUGGCCAGAUCUAGAAAAGGCGCCGAAGGAGCCAUAGUGAAAGCUGUCUCAGCUUGAUCUACAAUGAGAUUUGGCUAUGGAGGCUGGGUGAAACUUCAGCACCACAACAAGGGAGAAGCAAGGAUGGUACAAGAUGGCAAAGUCUUCAGAGUGGUCCAAGAGAACUGCUGGGAUCCAGAAAUCCGUAUUAGAGAAAUGGAUCAGAAAGGAGUGACAGUACAAGUUCUGUCCACGGUUCCCGUCAUGUUUAGCUACUGGGCCAAACCUCAGGAUACUUUGGAAUUGUGCCAGUUUUUAAACAACGACCUAGCUGCCACAGUUGCGAGCCAUCCCCGGAGGUUUGUGGGUCUGGGGACAUUACCUAUGCAAGCUCCCAAGCUGGCCAUCAAGGAGAUGGAGCGCUGUGUAAAGGAGUUAGGCUUUCCGGGGGUCCAGAUUGGCUCCCAUGUCAACACAUGGGACCUGAAUGAGCAAGAACUCUUCCAGUUCUAUGAAGUGGCAGAAAGGCUGAACUGCUCCCUGUUCGUGCAUCCCUGGGACAUGCAGAUGGACGGACGAAUGGCCAAAUACUGGCUCCCGUGGCUUGUAGGAAUGCCUUCAGAGACCACCAUGGCUGUUUGCUCAAUGAUCAUGGGUGGGGUGUUUGAGAAGUUUCCCAAACUGAAAGUAUGUUUUGCACAUGGAGGUGGUGCUUUCCCUUUCACAGUGGGAAGAAUCUCACAUGGAUUCAACAUGCGCCCAGAUCUAUGUGCCCAGGACAAUCCAACUGACCCAAAGAAAUACCUAGGCUCAUUUUACACAGACUCUUUGGUUCAUGAUCCUCGAGCUCUUAAGUUGUUAAUGGAUGUCAUAGGAAAGGAUAAAGUCAUUUUGGGAACUGAUUACCCCUUUCCACUAGGUGAGUUGGAACCUGGGAAAUUAAUAGAGUCCAUGGAAGAAUUUGAUGAAGAAACAAAGGAUAAACUCAAAGCUGGAAAUGCUCUGGCAUUUUUGGGUCUGGAAAGAAAACAAUUCGAAUGACUGAAUUCAAGAUAAUAUUUAAUUUUUAAACAUGUAUCACAUUGCUAAAAUCCUCUUCAGAAUAAUUUUAUGCAGAAAUAGAAUAUUACCAAAUACUCUAAAUUAUUCCUAACAAAAAAAUGAUGUAUGCAUGUUUUCCUUCUGAGAAGCAAUACAUUAUUUCAUAGGUAAAUAAAAAAUUAUUUUCCCAAUGUCCUUUUAAUCAACUUGGAAAAGAUAAAAAAUAAGUGUUAUUAAAGAUUUAUAUAGAGAACAGUCAAUACCAGAUUCAUUUUAGGGGCUCCAGUACAUUCUCUAUUUUGAUCAUGUAAAUUAGGUCCAAAUAACCUGUGUUGUUCACUUUUAACACCUUCGAGUAGGCCAGAGUUUGGCUAGGAAUGCAUCCACCUCCACAAAAUGAGUAUGUACAUAUAUGCUUAUGAUCCAAUUAAGAAAGCAUUACAAGGCCAGGGAUAUAGCUCAGCAGCAGAGCAUCUGCCUGGCAAGUGUGAGGCUCAGAGUUUGAUUCUCAAUACCAAAAGAAAAAGAAAAAAGAAAUAUGUACGCUGAUGGAAUAGUCACUAACCAUACAAGAACUUCAAAGAAGUUUCAGUUAGAAGAAUUCAUUUGAUCUCAAAUAGUGGGGCAUAUGCUUGAAUUUGGGCUGAAUCUAGAAAGAUAAAGAAGGCUUUGGAGGGAGGGUAUCUUAGUUAUUUUGCUCUCAAGACAAAAGACUUGACAGGCAAAGUUAAUGGAAGAAAGGUUUAUUCAGCUUACAGUCUAUAGAGGUUUCAGUCCAUAAUCCGCUAGCUCUAAGGUAGGGUGGCAGAGGAACAAGCAUUCAUGAUGGUGGAAGACAGCAAAAGCAAUCAGGGAGAGAGAGGACAAGCAUCCUUCUGUACCUUCUAAUGUAUGGAGGCUACCAGCCCUAGAGAGGGUGUAAUAGUCACACGCUUAAUCUCAUCAUUGGGCCAUGAAUCAACCACAAACUCUAGAUUCAGCCACUUCUGAAACCUCAAAAUCCAACAGGGCAAACAUUAAGUUCUUCAGUUCCACGUUCAGUAUUUCACAAUUGCACUAUUAGCAAAAAGGGACCUAUUCACUUAUUCAAUAUCAUACAUACAUGUAAAUGUUUUACAUACUAAUUUCUUCUUCUAAGAUACCAGCUAUAUUAGAUUAGGGCUCAGACGAUUUAUAUCAUUUUAACUUAAUUAGCAAUUUGAAGACCUUAUAUCUGGCUCCAGUUGCAACAAUCUCCCAGCCCCUAACCCACUUGCCAGCAGGGGCACUACUCUCAGAAGGAAACUCAGCUCAGCACUGCAGCUGUCAUGGGCAAGCACAAGAUGUGGGAAAGGAGCUAUAAAAUAAGACAGGAAUUUUUCAGGUCCUGGGACAUCUGGAGACACUCAAAAAUUUACACUGGACCUUCAAGGACUUUGCCCACUGAGACACAAGACUGCCAGUGAAUUUUGACCACAGAUGUUUAUUAAAAUCUUCCUGCCUACUGUCCCUUGCCUUCUUUCCAUCCCUAUAAAAUGGGCACACUUCUCUUUUUUCUACACAGGUCUUUUUGCUUUCUGUCUACCUGCACCCAAGCACAAUAAAUUCUAUACCACGUUGCCGUUACACGAGCUUGGUGGUGUCUGCUGCCCCUUAGCCCCGUGCACACACACCAUGUGUUACAAUAUCCAAUACAGUCACAUUUUGAAGUCCUCUAUUAGGGAUGCCGCAUAAGAACUUUUAUAAGACACAAUUCAGCACAUAACAAAUACCUUACAUACAUUUACAGACCUACCCGGAUACUACCCAGUGAAAAUAGACAUUUUUCUCAGGUGUCAUUAGCAACACAUGCUUAUGAAUAGAAGUACAGACAUUUGACUGGUUGGUAUUAGAAUAUCACUGCUCACACAACAAUCUAGAGUUUUCAAGAUUUUAUCUCCCUCUUUAUGUACUAUAGUUACUUCUCUAAAGUAUAUGUUGGGGGGGAAAUACCAUCACCACCAUAUUUCCAAAAAUAAACCAUCCAAAUUCAUAACUAUCCAAGUAUUUCUCUUUUCCUUGUACACUACUUUUCCCUGUGUAUCCAGUUCUGGCUCAAUCUACUUCCUAAGCCAGAAAAUAUAAACAUAUAUUCAAGAUAAGCUCA
Messenger RNA from Octodon degus (degu), 3319 nucleotides. RefSeq names its product aminocarboxymuconate semialdehyde decarboxylase (gene Acmsd). Lineage: Eukaryota; Metazoa; Chordata; Mammalia; Rodentia; Octodontidae. Gene Ontology annotation, molecular function: hydrolase activity; carboxy-lyase activity. Bases 238 to 1194 code for a protein of 318 amino acids. Gene Ontology annotation, biological process: secondary metabolic process. The record is from RefSeq and is a predicted model, not a curated record. The transcript has 11 exons. Gene Ontology annotation, cellular component: cytoplasm; cytosol.